Molecule: messenger RNA, 4107 nt
Organism: Dictyostelium purpureum
Lineage: Eukaryota; Evosea; Eumycetozoa; Dictyosteliales; Dictyosteliaceae
Exons: 1
Coding region: 1-4107 (1368 amino acids)
Biological process (GO): positive regulation of GTPase activity; Ras protein signal transduction
Cellular component (GO): plasma membrane
Molecular function (GO): guanyl-nucleotide exchange factor activity
Source: RefSeq, a predicted model, not a curated record
AUGAUAAUCUAUCCAAAUAUAAUAAUCAAUUCAGGUGUAAAAAAUACUAGAGAUAGUAAAGUAACACUAAAAAAUAAUCAAGUAAUAAUGAGGAACUAUACAAAUAAUAAUAAUAAAAAUAAGAAAACCAAUGAAAAUAAUAGCAACGAAGAAAAUAAUAACCAGAUUCAAACAAUUUUAAAGAAAUAUAAUAAUAAUAAUAAUAAUAAUAAUAAUAAAAAUAAUAAUAUUAAUAGUAAUAGCGGUAAUAGUAAUAAAUCUAUACAUGAAUCAACACCAAAUGAUAUACCAGCAAAUAUACCAAGUGUAAAGAAUUUAGGUAAACAAUAUGAUUCAAAGGCAGCAGGUCAUUUAAAUAAUCAAAAAAUUUUAACUGCAGGUUCAAUUUCAUCUUCAAAUUUACCAAACCAAAAUAAUAAUGGUUCACCUUUAAGUUUAUCAUCAAGUUCAAUUCAAGAUAUACCAGAGACUGUGAAUGGGUUAACAUCGUCAAUUGUUGCAAAGUUUUCAAAAGGUGAAAAUUUUAAUAAUUCAUCAAUCGCACAUAAUAAUAGUAAUACAUUAAACCAAUCAACCUCAUCAAAUUCUACACCGGUACAAUCACCAAGAAAUUCAACUGAAGUAAAUGAAAAUAAUGAUAAUGAAAUAAAUAAUAAUAAUAAUGAUAAUAAUAAUAUUGAUAAUAAUAAUAAUAAUAAUGAAAAGGAACUUGAAAAGGUUACAUCAAAUAAAAAAUCAUCGUUUAUUUCUUUUUCUUCAGACUCAACUUUUACCAAUAUCGACAGUGACACUAAGCAAAAUGAAAAUUUAGAAAAGUCAAGCGAGAUAAUAGAAUCAACAACCCAACCAAAUAAAGAGAGUGACGAUAAUAAUAAUGUAACAGCAAAUGGUUUUCCAACUCAAACAUCAUUUAUUACAGAUAAAAGCAAAAGAUUAUCAACACCACCAUCUUCAAUUACAGCAUUCACAACAAGCAGAAAUUUCCAAUCACAUAGAGUUGCCGGUGACUGGAAAGAUAGAAAAUUCUUUACACAAGGUUCUACAAAUAAUUUAAAUACAUCAGCAAGAAAAAAUUUAAUUGGUGCUAGGGAAGCAAUUAAUAGUAGCAACAGUAGUGUUACCACAAAUAAUAGUAAUAUGACAAAGAGUAAUAAUUCAAUAUGCACAGAUGAAGUUGGAUCAACAUUAAAUAAUGAAGAGUUUGGUAAUGCUAAUAACGAUGGCGGUGCUAGUUCAAGUGCAUGUAAUAGUAAUAGAAGUUCCAUAAAUUUAUCACCCAAUAUAAACUUUAUUAAUGAAUCAUCACCAAUUUCAAUGACACCAAGAUCAACCACACCAUCAAACCAAGCAUUACUUUCAUCCUCACCAUUCUCAUUAUCAGCAUCACCAACUAAUAGUACUACAAAUUUACCAACAUUACCAACAGAUUUUAAUAUUACAGAAAAUAAUAGAUCAUCAAAUAAACCUUUGGUUGAUGGUGUUUUUUCAUUAAAUGAAGAAGAUGAUGUAAAGUUUUUAGUUAAAGCUUUUAAUAGUAGGAAAUUAAACCCACACAAUAUUGAUAGAAAGAGUAAAAUAUCAAAACAAGAUGCAGAAUGGAUUACAAAAAAAUUUUAUGAUAGUGAUCGUACCUCCAAAUUUAUUUUAAGUGAAAGCAGAAAUACAAUUAAACCAACAACCGCAGCUAUUAAUAAAGAUUCAGCUUUGGUAACCAAUAAAAACGUUAAAGAAGGUGAAGAAAAUAAAAUAUCAGAAAAAGUAAAAAUAAAUGAAAAUAAAGUUUUAGAAAAUAAUAACAUUAAGGAUUCAUUAAAGUCAUCACAAGUCUUGGUAAACAAUAAUAAUAGUAAUAAUAGUAAUAAUAAUAUUUUAACUGGAAGUCAAGAGUUUUUACAAAAUGAAGACCCACACAGCGCACCAUCAUACAGAUUCUUAGAAGAGGUUGGAAAAAAGAAAUGUAUUUCAGCAGAGCCAUCAAGAAGACCUGGUAUUAAGACACCAUUGUUUUUAAAUGUACCCACUUUAGCUAAUCCAACUCAGUUUCAUCAAAUUCCACCAGAAAGAUUAUCAUCAAAUCUUUUUUCAAUAUCUGUCGAAGAAAAUUCACAUCAGGAUAAUCCAUUACUUUAUAAUCAACAAAUUAUUAAUAGAGUUGCAAACGAUAAGGAUUUGUCUUAUCUUUUCUUCCCAGUUUUAAAAACUUCAACAAAUAUCUCAUCAUUAAAUUCAAUAUCACACUCACAACCAUUAAUUAGUAAUAACCAUAAUAAAAAUCCAACCAAAAAGAAUAAAAUUAAUAAAAAUCCAACAAAUAACAAUAACAUCAUUGGUAGUAAUAAUUCUCCACCAUCAAAUACAAUCAAAAUCAGUCCAACUUCUCCUUCAAUUUCAAAUGCAUCGUCACCCAGUGAUUUCACAUUAUCACCAUCACCUUCACCAUGUACAUCUCUUUCCCCAUCACCAUCUUCACCACCAUUAAUUGAUUCUCCAUUUAUAAAUAAAGAAUCUUCAAUUCCACAGGUUCCCACAAAUAAUACUGCUACUACAACAACUACAACCAAGGAUAGAAAAUCACUUUGGAAUUCAAUGAAAUCAAGCAGUAAACCCCCUCUAUCUCCACCAGCAACUCAAGAAUCACCACCAUCAUCAUCACCACCAAUAAAUAUACCCAAUAAUAAUAGUAAUAAUAAUAAUAAUAAUGAAAAUAAUAUUGAUAAUAGUGCUAUUACAGAAAAUAAUAUUGUUGUUACAACCAUUUCAAAAUCAACAAGAGAUUUAGAGACCAUAGUGGCAGAAGAGUUUAAAAAUAGAGAGGAUAUUUUAUUCUGUGCACAACAUUUAAAAAUGAAUAGAAUCAAGGUUAGACAUGCAACAUUAGAUUCAAUGAUAGAUUUAUUAACCAAUCAUAGAUUAUCACAACCAGACUUGGUAGAAUCAUUUUUACUUACAUAUAAAACAUUUACCACUUCAGUUUUAGUUUUAACAAAAUUAAUUGAAAGGUAUGAGUGUGAAAACCAACCAAAUAUUACAACACCAAUAAUAGCAUCAACAAAUGAAGAGGAAGAGGCAUUAGAAGAAAAACCAAUUAUGAAUAGUAAUAAAACGAUAAAGCUAGGUGUAUUAAAUAUAAUUAAAUGUUGGGUAGAUAGACACCAUUACGAUUUUGAAAAUAAUCAAGCACUGUUAGACGCUAUUAUUGCAUUUUUAGAAGGUCCAGUAGUAGAUGACGGUAUGGAGAAAGUUUCAUCAAUUAUUUUAAAGACUAUUGAUCGUAAAAUUGCAGAGGCAGAGAUCAAGCGUUUAGGUAUUUCAACAUACAAUGCAAAUGUCAACAGUAUUUAUUGUAAAUUCCCACCAUCAAUUCUACCAUCUUUAUCAAAACCAGAUCAAGUUCCAACUCUUCAAAACUUUGAUGAUUUAGAAAUUGCAAGACAAUUAACAUUAAUCGAACACGAAGCUUAUUCAUUUAUUAAACCUAGCGAAUGUAUUAAUUUGGCAUUUAGCAAAGCUGACAAAGAAACUAAAGCUCCUAAUAUUAUUGCUAUAAUUAAAAGAUCAAACUUAUUACCACUCUGGGUUGCUACAGAAAUCGUACAAGAAGAACGUUUGGCCAAGCGUGCUAAUUUAAUUAAGAAAUUCAUCUCAAUAGCGGAUCAAUGUAAAAAUUUAAAUAAUUUUAAUGCUGUUAUGGAAAUUCUUUCAGGUCUCAAUUUGACUCCUGUUUUCCGUUUAAAGAAAACUUGGGAGACUAUACCUAGAAAAUAUUUAGCAACUUUUAGACACUUAAAUUCAUUAAUGGCACCAAAAUUCAAUUUCAAGGUUUAUCGUGAUGUUUUACACACUAAAAAUUUACCAUGCUUACCAUUUUUAGGUGUUUAUUUAACAGAUUUAACAUUUUUAGAAGAAGGCUCUUUCGAUCAAUCUGAAAGUGGUUUAAUAAAUAUGGUUAAAAGAUCUCAAAUUUCAAAUAUAGUUCAAGAAAUUCAACAAUAUCAACAAUUAUCUUAUUGCUUUACACCUGUGCCUGUAAUCAGAGACUUCCUUUUAAAUAUUGGUGGCUUACAAGAGAGAGCACUUUACAAACAAUCAAAAAUAAUCGAACCAUAG